GUUUCCACUCACGGUUUUGUUCUAGAGAGACGGAAGCGAUUUUCUAUGUCAAUCCAUCAACUGAGGAGGCUUUUCAGUCCAAGUCCGUCCGUCUGAGCUAUUGUCUCUUGAGCCUUAGCAUUUUCAUCGGCGUCAUUGAGUGUUAGCGCCUUGGACAAGAUCUUGCUGUCCAGAGCGAAAACAAAUAGGCCAUGGCAGUCGAAGAUGGAAAGGAGACGAAUGUUUGCCAAGCACUACCAGCUUGCCAAAUUAGUGAUGGGAACCUGGCACAAGGAUCAUCUGAGGUUGUCACGGAUAUUCUGAAAGAGGAGAUUCCGGAAACAAAAAUGGGUACGGAGGCCGCUAGCACUUCCUUUGACGAACCAGAAGAUAGUAAAGCCAACGGUUUCUCCGAUAGUCCCACUGUUCUAGAAGCAUUAGCUCGUGAGUCAACCUGUGUUGUCUCUUAUCAGUCUCCUUCUCGGACAGAAGCUACCAGCAUUUCAGCUAAUGAUUCCGAAACUGUUGUAGCAGCAACGGUUUAUUUAGCACAGACUGUAGCUGACGAUUCAUCGCCAUCUGCCACGCAAGUCAAGAAGGAGUCGCCGUCACACCGCCCUAUGAUGAGUCCUCUUGGCGGAGCCAAAGGUGUUUUGCUGCUAGCUGCUGAUGACGAUGCGCAGAAAGAGGAUCAUGAUGACGAUGACGCGACUCGUGAUGCACGGGAUCGACCGUCUAUAAUGUCAGAUUAUCAAAGCUGUGACGGCGACUUGUCACAGGACGCAACCAACGAGUCUGGAGGUUGUGCGAAUGUAGAUGUCAAGGAACUGGUGAACGUUGCUGCUUGGGUGGAUUCAACAACGGGUGAUAACGAGACCGCCGAAGGGAUUCCAGGAGAGCUUGUGGGUGAAGACCAAGACGAUCCUAUCAACUUCAACUCAGAAAAAUGGGUCGCUGAUCAGCAACUACAAGAGGAGCUGGCAGAGGAGCGGGACCGGAGCGAGAAGCUAAGAAUCAAGGUGGAGCAGCUCGAACGCGUGGUACAAAAGAUGAAUACCGGUAGAGAUGAGGUGGAAAAGUCCUGGGAAGCCAAGAAGAUGGACAUGGAUCGCAAGAUUGACGAGUUGAAGGAGAAGAAUCGCCGAGUGAGGGAGGACUUGUCAAAGGCCAAGUCGGAGACCUCAAAUGUCAGAUCAUUGCUGCAGCAGCAGAAACGUGAACUCGCGGCCGUCCGGGAUAAGCUAGCCGCUCAGGGCCGCAAGCUGGUUGACUCAGAGGGUCAGAACACUCUGUUAAAGGAGCAGCUGGAAGGCCUUCAGCAAAAGAUGCAACAGAAGCUCACGAGGAUGCAUUCGGAGCUUCAGGCUCUUCGCAAGGACAAGGCGGAUGUGGAGGUUCAGGUCAUGGAGCUCGCAGUUGCACAAGACGAGCAUCUCGCGUCUUUCAGUACUGUUUUCCGCAGCCUAUCUUUGAUCGAGGAAGAGAAAGAGGCCAUCAGGAAGAAGUUUUUCCAAGAGGCGGAGAAGAGGAAGAAGCUACAGAACGACCUGAUCGACCUCAAAGGAAGCAUCCGUGUAUUUUGCCGUGCGAGGCCGCUGUCAGAGGAAGAGGAAAGAUUUGGUGUUCAGCCGGCGGUGCUGCUGGACGCGGACCCUCAUGGCAGCCAGAUGGUGUCGGUGCGGUCAGCCAAGGACGGUCAGAGCAAGGUGUUUGAGUUCGACCGGGUCUUCUCUCCAGCAACCGGCCAAGCUCAAGUGUUCAAGGAAGCGGCUGACGUAAUUACGUCGGUUCUGGACGGAUAUAACGUAUGCAUCUUCGCGUACGGACAGACGGGCACGGGGAAGACGUACACGAUGGAGGGCCCCGCGGACAACAGGGGAGUGUCGUUCCGCACGCUGCAGGAGCUGUUCCGACUAGCCAAGGAGCGACGGGACAGCAUGGAGUACAAGAUCGUGGUGAGCGUGCUGGAGGUGUACAACGACACCAUUCGCGACCUCCUCGCGCCUGCUCCCGCCGGACACGCUGCACCAGCCAGCAAGAAGGGACUGGAGGUGAAGCAGAGGCCAGAGGGCGGUAACUACGUGCCUGGGCUGGUGGAGCAGGAGGUGGGCAGCGUGGAGGAGGCAUGGAAGGUGCUCACGUCCGGCUCCAAGGCUCGUGCCACCAGCGCCACCAGCAUGAACGAGCACUCCAGCCGAUCCCACUGCCUCGUCUGUGUGUCCGUGCACGCCCAGCCAGCGGCGUUCCUGCGCUCCAGCAAGGACAAGGAGGCCGCCGGACCCUCGGGUGCAAGUGCAGCAACAGUGAGCCGCCUGUGGCUGGUGGACCUGGCGGGCAGUGAGCGUGUGGCCAAGAGCGAGGCGGAGGGAGAGCGGCUGAAGGAGGCGCAGAACAUUAACCUGUCGCUCUCGUACCUGGGAGAGGUCAUCAACGCCCUCGCCAAACGAGCCAGCUUCGUCAACUUCAGGAACUGCAAGCUGACGAUGCUGCUGCAGGACUCUCUGGAAGGCAACGCCAAGGUGCUCAUGUUCGUGCAGGUCAGCCCGAGUGAGAAGGACAGCGUGGAGACCGUGUGCUCGCUGCAGUUCGCCUGCAGGGUGCGCGGGGUGGACUUCGGCGCUAACAAGAAGCACACAGACGUCCCCCGCCUCAAGCAAGCGCUGGAGAAGGCCAAGGCGGACUGCAAGGAGGUGAAGGAGGCGUACAAGAAGCAGAGCGAGGAGCUGGAGGAAGUGAGGCGCCGGACAGCCACAGAGAAGGAGAAGCUCGUCUCUGAGCUGCAGAUGCAGAUCCAGGAGCGCAAGAGGGAAUGUCAGGACCUAAUGGACAAGCUGGAGCAGGCAGUGCAACAGCAGCAACUGCAGCAGGCGCAGCAGCAGCAACAGCAGCAGCAGCAGGCCAAGGCAGACUCUUCCAAGCAGCCAUCAGUCUCCGCAGGCUCACUUCAGGCGGCCUCCCAGGGGCCACAGGCGAGUGGGGCAGAGGAGGAGGAGGCCGAGCACACGUCCUGCAAUGCGGCGAGCCUGGAGCAGACCAGCGAUGCAGGGGAGGCCAGUGCUUCUGCUGUCGUGGCUACUGCAUCUUCUGCUUCCGCUGCUGCUGCCGCUGGUGAUGAUGGCGCGGAGGAGGUAUCCCGUCCUCGUCCGGAGUCAUUUGUAGAUUCCGCAUUGGCUGCAGGAGCAGUAGGCAAAGAGGUGGAGGGUAGCGAGGAGGAGAAGGGCGAGUUGGCUCAGAAGCAUGCUGGUGACAGAGCCCCCUCUCAACCUGGGGAUUCUAUGAAGGGUGGAGCAGGAGAGACUACUGGCGCUUUUGAGAAACGGGUGGGAGCAGGUAGAGUCACUACUAGGCUUCCUGCAGCAACCGCUGUUGCAGGGGGGUCAUCUCAGAAUGCUACUGUGGCAGUGACGGCUUCUGGAGUUCCCAAGGCACCAGCAAGGCAACUCGGGAGCAAGAUCCCUGUUAGAUCUGCCUCUUGCUCCACGGGAAGUGGUGUUUCUUUUGCUGCCAGUGGUUCUGCUGCUGCUGGUGGUUCUGCUGCUAUAGCAGAAGUGACUGAAGCUGUGCGCAUGGCGCGCAAGAGGACUGGAAGGAUGUCCCUAUCUGUGCUUCCAGGGAGCCGCACGGGAGGAGCAUGGGGGGGCUUGGGCAAGGGGGAGCGGAGGCGUGAGGCGUGGGAUGACUACGCUAUGCUGGGCUAUGCACCCGCUGCUAAGAAGAUGAUGCUGCGUAGGGCCACUGCGACCGAUGCUGCUGGGGUGGAGAUUGGAGAAAGGCUGGAGAGGUUGGAUGAAGCAGCAGCAGGGACGGCUGGAGAUCAUAGGGCUUCUGGAACGGGGUCGGAUGUGGGAGGGGCGGUGAAGACCCGGAAGCCUGGCAGGCCACCAUUGGCUGGGUUGCGGACGAACAAGGUGGUGGUUGGGCGGGAGUGGUAUGACGAGUGGAGGAGGCAGUCAGCCGAUGUUUCGAAGGGGCUUAAGCGCAACCCGAACGCCACUGUUCAAGCAGCAGCUGAAGGAGCUAAGAAGGAGGUUUGUGAUGGUGAGAGUGUGGACGCAUCUGGUGAGAAGAAGAGCGAGGAGGGGGGGCAGGCACCACGUCUGCAGCAGCUUGUGCAGCGUCAGCAUCACCACGUGUUUGCAGCUGGGUCAGCUGCUGCUUCUGCUGCUGCUGCUGCUGGGGAGGCCACAGCACCGGCUGCACACAGCCAUGGCAUUCCUCCCAUUGCAUUUGGCAGCAGUGUCAGGCAGAAUGCCAUGCGGAAGUCAGGGUUAACUGCACCCACGCCAUCAGCACUGCCAUCACUGCAAAAGAUGACACUGUCAGGUGGACCAGCAGCUGCAGCAGCUGUGCUUGAUGGCCUUCCUCCCUCUGGUCUCAGGAGGCUUGCUGGCCAUGGCAGUGGCAGCCUCAUUGGCAGUGGUGCUAGGGUGGGAGGGAAUGCAACAGCCAUUGCAGCAGCUGCAGCAGCAGCGGUGGUAUCGGCUGUGGCAGCACCAACAGCAGGACCAUCUCUCGCCCUUAAGGGAAGCACGGUGGCGGUGGGUUCAAGUGGUCUGAAGGCACUUGGUGGUGGGGCUCAGAGGGUCCGUGCUGCUGGAGGGGCGGCAGCAUCCAGGCGUGGGCGCAUGAGUCUGGCUGCCGGGAUGAAGUUUUCGCAUGAUGGCGGCCUGAUCCCUCUCGGAUCUGAUGGUGGCGCAAGGAGGAAGGAGAAGGUGGCCGGAGUUGGGGUUGCUGCAAGGGGGGGAGGGAUGGAGUCGAUCAAGUAGGCUUUGAGGUUUCUCAUAGUUUGCUGCAUGUGUAGGAUACAAUACAAGUGAUGGGCGUGGGAUGUGAUUGAGUUGGGCACUAACUAGCGGUACGUUUUUAGGCUCAACUUAACUUAUGUGUAUUUAUGCAUUUCCAUUACUA
Molecule: messenger RNA, 4887 nt
Organism: Closterium sp. NIES-67
Lineage: Eukaryota; Viridiplantae; Streptophyta; Zygnematophyceae; Desmidiales; Closteriaceae
Source: the annotation of a GenBank genome assembly